This is a messenger RNA of Oncorhynchus masou masou (cherry salmon), 2203 nucleotides long. RefSeq names its product EH domain-binding protein 1-like. Gene Ontology annotation, cellular component: microtubule organizing center; filamentous actin. Gene Ontology annotation, biological process: actin cytoskeleton organization. The record is from RefSeq and is a predicted model, not a curated record. NCBI's taxonomy places the organism in Eukaryota, Metazoa, Chordata, Actinopteri, Salmoniformes, Salmonidae. The transcript is spliced from 6 exons. Bases 1 to 513 code for a protein of 170 amino acids.
AUGACUCAGAGAAGGCGUUCAAAGACACCAGUCAGUACGUGGUGGGGAGCUGUCUGCUCUGGAGAGCGAACGCGCCACAUCGGCGCCCGGGCGGCGCGCGUGGAGAAGAGGCUACGCUAUCUCAUGGACACAGGGAACAGUAAGGAAGAGGAGGAGGCCAUGAUGCAGGAGUGGUUCAUGUUGGUCAACAAGAAGAAUGCUCUGAUCAGGAGACAGAACCAACUCUCUCUACUGGAGAAGGAGCACGAUCUGGAGCGACGCUUUGAGCUGCUCAACAGAGAGCUGAGAGCCAUGAUGGCCAUCGAGGACUGGCAGAAGACAGAGGCUCAGAAGAGAAGAGAGCAGCUGCUGCUGGAUGAACUGGUCAUACUGGUCAACAAACGAGAUGCGCUGGUCAGAGACCUCGAUGCGCAGGAGAAACAGGCGGAGGAGGAAGAUGAACACCUGGAGAGAACCCUCGAGCAGAACAAAGGCAAGAUGGCCAAGAAGGAAGAGAAGUGUGUCCUUCAAUGAUUGUCAUUUCGUUUCACACACACACACACACACACAUAUAUAUAUAGUCUUCGUCCCAAAUGACACCCUAUAUGUCCUAUAUAUUACUUUGACCAGGGCAACAUAGUGCACUAUAUAGGGAAUAGAGUGCCUUUUGGGACACAGAUACAGACUAUAAUAUUUGUUUGAUCGAUACAAGAAUUGUAUUGUUAUUAUAUUGACUAUUAUUAUUGUAAUUAUUAUUAUUGAUAUACCAUGAUAUUGACAUAUUGUUAUUAAUAUACAAUUUCUUGACAUUAUUAUAAUUAUAAUAAUUGUUAUAUUGACAUAUUGUUAUUAAUAUACCAUUGUAUUGACAUUAUUAUAAUUAUUAUUAUUAUUAUAUUGACUAUUUGAGAAACCUGUAUUUUAAGUUUAUUUGAACCCUGAAAUUUAAAUCAUGUUGUUUUUUUUGGGUCAAUGGCUGUGAUGGUUUUACUGCUAAACUAAAGGCUACAUCCUAAAUGCAUCCCUAUUCCAUAUAAAGGGCACUACUUUUGACCAGAGCCCCUCACUAUAUAGGAAACAGGGAGCCGUGUGGGAGGUGUCAAGGCUCUGUAAGGAUGAGACCAUGAUGUCUUGAACCAGCUUUAUACUGACAUGGAAAUGUGUCCUGCUUAUACAACACACUAGAUUGUUUUUAUUUUGUUGUUGUUGCUUUAUCAAGCAAGGUACUUGUAUUUAAUAUACAUAUACAUGAUGGCAUAUACAGCCCAGUGAAACCCUACCACGGGAGGGAUUGAAUUUCAUUCAGACACACACAGCCUUCUCUUGGCAGAAUGUUUCAAUGUUGAGGAGCUUGGAGACAGAGAUUCCUUUAUAGUGGUUUUGAGGUACAGCGCGAGUUGUUUUAUUGGGGACGUUGGUGAUGAUAGCCAAUGAUAUUAUACUGAUGUCUAUUGUUUCAGUUGGACUUUAAAAACAAAAAAAAUAGUAUAAUUCACGAUAUCAGUAUUUUCAAGCUAUGUUUAUUACUUGACUGUGUGUAAUGUUUUUAAAGGUAAUAUCUCAAGAUGCAGUUCAUAAACCGAAAAACUGUUAUGAUUUUUUUUUUUUUCGCUUGAAUGCGGUUAACCAAACAUUUCAGAAGAAGAGCUGGCUCGGUGAUAAGGGGGGGGGAUAAGGGGGAGGGACGGAGGAAGAGUAGAGGGGUAAGGAGCAGAGCUGAGGCGGGGGUCGUGUCCAACAUUUUGUAUAUUUCAUCACCGCUCUGACAACGGCAUACAAAAAACUUUUUUUCCCGGAUCAAUUUCCGCAAGCAGUUGAAAGCAGAAUAACUUUUAUUUAAUUGCCGUUUUAUAGUUGGUAGUAGGAAUUCUACGGGCUAUACGUGUUAUUAGUGAACCAGCAACACGACACAGCCAUGUCAUAUUCUUACAUUUCUUGCUUUUUAAUCAAAAGGGCGUUUUGUUUAUAUUUAUUGUACACAUACUGAAGAAGAGAUCAUGUGUUGCUUUUAUUUGUGCUUCGAUCUCCUGGUUCCAACAAUAGAAAUGUAAUUAUCAGAAAGGGCAUAUAGCCCAUCAGAUCAUUCUCGUAGUUAUAUUUCUAUCGGUUCCACUACAUCCGAAUGCAGCUGCUUGUCUGAAACGUGUGAACAUUUACCUGUGUGAUUAUUUAUUCCACUGUCAUAACACAAGUCUUCAAUAAAGUCCGAAACUUUCAUACUCCA